GGCAGAGCGAGUGCAGCAGGCGGCUGCUUUAUGUCGCUGUUUUAUUGCUUAUUCCGUGUUUCCUGAUGCCGUCUAUCCAUCACUGCAGAUGAUAUGAUGGAUAUAUACAUAUAAGAAUAGGGUGUCUGAUCUGGUGCUCGAUCUUAAUGGGCGAAUCAGGGACACGCCGCUCCACCCUGGUCUCCAGGCUUCCCAUCUUUAGACGUAGUGUGCGAAAGAGGCAGGACUCGCUCCCUUCCUCGCCCUCCUCCGGUGGUGUCGGCAAUGGCGUCCACACUUCCUCUCCCUCCAGCACCAACUCCAGCUCCAGCAGCACGAGCAAGCGCCGCAGCUUCUUCCACACACCGUCCCUCAGCUUCCACUGCAAAAGAAACAGCGACCCGACCCAGCUCAGCCUGGACAAUCGUAGCCAGGGAUCUGAAGCCACCUUUCAAGACAGUUCCAUCUCAAAGACGCGCCAUUCCUUUGGAUUUGGCCGACAUAAAAAGAAGAUCCCCCGAUUCUCAGACGGAAGACCUUGAGAAAACGUCCACCAAUCGCAGCAUGUUUAUUAAUUGCAUCAGCUCAGGGACCAAUGAGGGAGAUGAUUCAGGGUUCCUCGAUGAUGUGAGCAGCAAGAGGUCUUCCAAGCAUAAGAAGCAGCUGCUGCCCAAAUCCUUAUCAGCUCACCAACAGUUUUCUAAGAAUUUGUCCAAUGUCCCAGACCAGGGUAAAGAUCAGGAAGCUGCGGAAGAUCCUCCUAAAACUGGUACUCCAGGUUCCUGGCCUGGAGAACUGGUUGAGAGUUCUCUACAGUCGCCCAUGAUCUCAGAAGACCGCACCACGGCAGUAACACCAUCCGAUUUUGUUCACGUUACCGAAGACUCCGUUUCGGAAGUGGAUGCUUUGCCAGCCCCAAGUCCAGCUGCUCCACCAGAAAACUUCAGCCAAGCUGUUUCUACCUCACAGGUGUCUUUCACCCCAGCCCAGGCCAGCACGGAAAAGCACUUACUGCCAGAUACCAGCCACACAGCCAACACACAGUGCGAGAGCACCACUGCCCAUACCGAACCUGUGACGCUGCAAACAGUGAAAGAGCUGAACCUUGACACAAACCCUGACCAGUCAGAGGCCAGUGAGAAUGAGCAAGCUCCACAACUGAGUGAGGACAGCAGCUCCAAUCCAGACGCCCGUGAGAGGCGGUCCAGGAACACCGUGCUCAUCCAGCAGGCAGGAAGAUCAUCAGGCCUGAGCAAAACUGGAGACCAGGCCAAGUUACCUGAGAAAGCCGCACACAGGUACUAA
This is a messenger RNA of Carassius auratus (goldfish), 1284 nucleotides long. Its product is annotated as serine-rich coiled-coil domain-containing protein 1-like. The transcript has 2 exons. Lineage: Eukaryota; Metazoa; Chordata; Actinopteri; Cypriniformes; Cyprinidae. Bases 265 to 1284 code for a protein of 339 amino acids. The record is from RefSeq and is a predicted model, not a curated record.